Fonsecaea multimorphosa CBS 102226 is the source of this 1074-nucleotide messenger RNA. RefSeq lists its product as uncharacterized. The transcript has 6 exons. The record is from RefSeq and is a predicted model, not a curated record. Lineage: Eukaryota; Fungi; Ascomycota; Eurotiomycetes; Chaetothyriales; Herpotrichiellaceae. The coding region runs from base 1 to 1074 and encodes 357 amino acids. Gene Ontology annotation, molecular function: nitronate monooxygenase activity.
AUGUCGAUAACCACCCCCGUCACCCAGCUGCUGGGCAUCCAGCACCCGAUCCUCCUGGCCGGCAUGGGCCAGACGUCUGGUGCGCCUCUCGCGGCCGCAGUGUCCAAUGCCGGCGGCCUCGGCGUGAUCGGUGGAGUUGGAUAUACGCCCAAGAUGCUGCAGGAGAUGAUUGAUGAGUUGAAAGCUGGUCUAAAGGACCCAUCACUCCCCUUUGGCGUCGACCUGUUGAUCCCUCAAGUCGGCGGCAAUGCGCGCAAGACCAAUCUGGACUACACAAAAGGUACCCUCGACGAACUCGUCGACAUCAUCAUCGCCGGCGGCGCCAAACUCUUCGUCUCCGCCGUGGGCGUCGCGCCCAGACAUGUCGUCGACAAACUCCACAAGAACGGCGUGCUUUACAUGAACAUGAUCGGACACCCAAAACAUGUCCAUAAGGCGUGUCAAGCUGGUGCCGACAUUAUCUGUGCCCAGGGAGGCGAAGCCGGUGGACACACGGGCGAUACUGCGACGAGUGUCUUGAUCCCCGCCUGUGCAGAUCUGGUCAAGAAAUACACCUCCCCACUCACAGGCAAACCCGUCCAACUCGUCGCCGCCGGCGGCAUCUACGACGGCCGCGGCAUCGCAGCCGCCCUGAUGCUCGGCGCCUCUGCGGUCUGGGUGGGCACACGAUUCGUGACGGCCAAAGAAUCCGGUGCGCCCGAGGCGGCCAAGCGAGCCAUCAUCGCCGCCGACUUUGACAGCACCAUCAAGUCCACCAUCUGGACGGGGCGGCCCUUGCGCGCUCUGGCCACGCCCUACGUGCGGAACUGGGAGACGAACCGGCGAGACGAGAUCCAGCAACUGCAAAGUAAAGGCAUCAUUGCGCUGCACCACGAGAUGGAACAUUUGGAGAAGAUCGGAGGCAUCACCGAGGAGAUUGAGGAUCAGUCAACGCUCAGACCCAUGGGCCAGGUCGCUGGUCUCGUCAACACGCCGAACCAGACUGCAGCUGAGAUCGUGGCGGAGAUGAUGGAUGGCGCGGUCAAGGUGCUGAACAGCGCUGCAGGAUAUUUGAGGCCGAGUGCCAAACUCUGA